This is a messenger RNA of Drosophila miranda, 203 nucleotides long. RefSeq lists its product as uncharacterized. NCBI's taxonomy places the organism in Eukaryota, Metazoa, Arthropoda, Insecta, Diptera, Drosophilidae. The record is from RefSeq and is a predicted model, not a curated record. The transcript has a single exon. The coding region runs from base 15 to 173 and encodes 52 amino acids.
UUUCGUUCGCAAUCAUGGACAUGUCGGUGUUGUGGCUGUAUCUGCUCCUGGUGUCCGUCCUGAUGUUGUUCCUGGUGCCCACAGCCGAGUCAACAUUCCUUCUCUGGGCCUGCAUUUUACGGCUAAAUAUCUGUCCAUUCCGCACCACCACCCCAGCCACGGCUUCGUCUUAAUUGACUAUGAUGGAGACAUGAUGGAGACAG